Messenger RNA from Dreissena polymorpha, 753 nucleotides. RefSeq names its product scavenger receptor class F member 1-like. NCBI's taxonomy places the organism in Eukaryota, Metazoa, Mollusca, Bivalvia, Myida, Dreissenidae. The transcript is spliced from 4 exons. The record is from RefSeq and is a predicted model, not a curated record. Bases 1 to 753 code for a protein of 250 amino acids.
AUGGCGUUGAUGAGUGGAAAUUCGUGUGCUGCCGGAUGUGCGGGCACUUGUGACAGAUACUCCUCUGUUUGCACCGGAUGUGACGAUGGAUUGUACGGACCACAGUGUUCGCUAAUCUGCGGAAAAUGUUCUCCAAUUAGAUGUGACCAAAACACAGGCUCGUGCAGCGUCUGUCAGAACGGUUACUACGCCGGCGGAUGCAACACCCCGUGCCUGUUCGCGAACUGUGACACUUGCAACAAAGACAGCGGCCAGUGCAGUACGUGCAAGACUGGUUUCUACGGAACCCGGUGUGACCUGAGUUGUAGCCCUAACUGCGCCGCUAACAUCAACGGUGUGAUAUCGUGCAGUAAAGAUCUCGGGCUCUGUGAUGAGCAGAGAUGCAGGCCGGGAUACUGGGACACCACGUGCACUAUUCAGUGCAGCGCCACCUGUCUAAGGGACAGCGCCGGUAACCGGAUAUGCCAGUUCAGCAACGGCACUUGUAUCGUGGGAUGUGAGGAUACCUACUUCGGGUCGGAGUGCGGUCAGAGCUGCAGCGCCGCCUGUGUAGCCAGACAGUGCGGUCGCACAGGUGUGUGCUCCGCCCAGGGUUGUGUAACGGGUCGCUAUGGUGACAUGUGCGAGUUCUCAUGUUUGGACACGUGCAACGACAACACGUGCGGCAGGACUUCCGGUGUAUGUGAUGAAUGCAACAAACUUCCACAGCUGCAGAGCGCGUUAUGCAGAACGGCAGGAAUGCGUAUUUUCUGA